GUGUUUAUUUGUGAUAGUAACUGGACGAGACUAGCAUUCUACAAAUUUUAUACACAAAAAAUGAGGAAUUUUCUUCUUUGGAUUUUAUCCAUUUCGUUGUACUAUGAACUGUCGUCGGCAUGGCACAUGCAGUUUUCGCUACGUGAUGUAUUAAAAGGACAAUGCAGGGACGUUUGUCCUAGAAUGUGUAAAAAAGACCCUAAUUCAUUAAGUUCAGAUUACAAGUGUGGAUUUGUUUGCCAAAAUGUCUGCAGUUCAUCAAUCAGAAAACGAAGAUCAAGAAGAUCUACCAGCUCGACAAACCAUAUGCACAUGACACCUUUACCCAGUAAAAUGAAGUUUUUCGACAUUGAUGACGAUGGUGUUGUUAAUCUUUUCGAGUUUGCACGUGCUUUAGGACAUAAUCCUAGAAAACAGCACGUGGUCAGAGCGUUCAAAGCUGCAGAUUUAGAUGAUGACGAGAAAUUGGACUUUUUCGAAUUUAACAAUGAUGUUUGGGUGACAGACCAAGAUGUUGUCGAUGACAAUUAUGAAUUUGAAAUAAAUGAGGACACGUUUGAUUCCGAAUUUGACGAAGACAGUGAUGAGUCAAGCGGAAAAGGAAGUGAUUCCGACGAUACCAGUAGUGAUUCAUCAAAAGAUGAUAGCGACGAUAGUAGUGAUAGCAGUGACGACAGCAAAGACUCUGAUAGCGAUAGCAGUGAUGAUAGCAAAGAUUUUGAUAGCGAUAGCAGUAAAGAUAGCAAAGAUUCUGAUAGAAAGGGUAGACGAAGAGGUAAAAAAGGCUCGAAAAAAGGAAGAAAAAGCGAUAGAGACGGCGAUGGUGUCGAUAGUAUGGAUGUUGAUGGCAUUGAUGGACCUGACGGACUUGAUGGAUUUGACAUGCCUGCCAUUGAUAUGCCUGAGGCAGGGGGUGAAAUGAUGGAAAACUUUGGCGAAAUUGGAGAACAAAUGAGAGAAGGAUUUGAAAACAUUGGUGGUGAUAUGGCUGAUGGUAUGGGGGAUAUUGGAGAUGCAGUUGGCGAUGGAGUUGAUGCCAUGAAAGACGCAGCUGGCGAUGGAGUCGAUACAAUGGGAGACGCAGUUGACGGAAUGAAAGACAUAUUGGAUGAUACAGCUGAUGCUAUGACAGGUGGUGUCAACGAUGCUGUUGACGGAAUGACAGAUGCUAUGGGUGGUGUGGUAGAUGCAGCAGCAGACGGAAUGGACGCAGCAGCAGACGGAAUGGACGCAGCAGCAGACGUAGUUGAUAACAUAGUAGAUGGUGUCGCUUAGUUUUGGGUGUCCAUGUGCAUGAACAACCGGAUGUAAAUGGACGAAGAAAGAAGUUUUUACUACAAAGUCACUUAAAAUCGUUUAUAUUUAAUAUCAUUUUUCCAUUAAAUGAAGAGACGUAUAAUUUCAUACAAAAUUAAUGUUUUUUUUUUGUUUUAAUAGCCAUGGACACCCAUACUACUGUGUACCGAGAAAUACUUUUGUUGUUUUUAUAGUUUUAAUUUUUUAUCAGUCUUAAAGAGUCUGGAAACCUCUGCUAGGUGAACAUUACUGAACACAAAAUGUCUUUCUGUAUAUAAUUACAUGAAAUUUGUAUAUAACUAAAAAUCUAAAAACAAAUUGAAAUAAACAUCAACAAUAA
Mytilus californianus (California mussel) is the source of this 1636-nucleotide messenger RNA. Its product is annotated as germ cell nuclear acidic protein-like. Bases 61 to 1275 code for a protein of 404 amino acids. Lineage: Eukaryota; Metazoa; Mollusca; Bivalvia; Mytilida; Mytilidae. The record is from RefSeq and is a predicted model, not a curated record. The transcript is spliced from 5 exons.